This is a messenger RNA of Quercus lobata, 1512 nucleotides long. RefSeq names its product receptor-like protein 7. Lineage: Eukaryota; Viridiplantae; Streptophyta; Magnoliopsida; Fagales; Fagaceae. Gene Ontology annotation, molecular function: protein binding. The record is from RefSeq and is a predicted model, not a curated record. Bases 1 to 1512 code for a protein of 503 amino acids. The transcript has a single exon.
AUGAAGUCUUGGAAGGCAGAUAGUGAUUGUUGUUCCUGGGAUGGGGUCACAUGCGAUACGCAGAAUGGUGAGGUGAUUGGCUUGGACCUGAGCAACAGUUGGCUUUAUGGGUCUCUCAACUCUAACAGCAGUCUCUUCAGUUUGCAUCACCUUCAGAAACUCAACCUUGACUCCAACAACUUCUCUUCCUCCACAAUCCCACCUGAAUUUGGCCAGCUUGUGAGGUUGACCCAUCUCAACCUCUCUUUUUCCUUCUUACAUGGCCGAAUCCCGUCGGAAAUUUCAUGGCUAUCCAAUUUGGUUUCACUUGAUCUCUCUUUCAAUGUUUUUUAUUGCUUUAUUGGUGGUGAUUAUCAUUAUAAAUGGUUGGAUCUCAGAAGAAUUGAUCUUGAAGCACUUGUCCAGAACAUGACAUAUUUGAGAGAACUUCAUCUCGACGAAGUGAACAUUUCAUCGUCGCUACCUCAAUCACUGGCAAAUUUGUCUUCUUUGACUUCUCGUACUCUGUUUUACUGCAAUUUGCAGGGUGAAUUUCCCCAGAAUAUUUUCCUAUUGCCCAGGAUACUAUCCAUAGAUCUGUCAUAUAACAAUGAACUCAUUGGUUUUCUUCCCAAAUUUCAAUUUCGUAGUUCCCUAAAGAAAUUGCAUCUUUAUGCAACAAAUUUUUCUGGGGAAUUUCCCAAUCCAAUGGACAACCUUGGGUCCUUGAAUGUUUUGGAUCUUUCCGGAACAAAUUUAUUUGGGGAAUUCCCCAAUUCAAUCAGCAACCUCCAAUCCUUGAAUUAUUUGGAUCUUUGUUCAAGUAAUUUUUUAGGGGCAAUUCCCCCGUCUAUUGGAAACCUAUCACAGCUUACUCAUCUUUCCCUCUCAUAUAACAAUUUCCACGGUCAGCUUCCAUCUACAUUAGGAAAUCUCAAGUCCUUGAAUUAUUUGGAUCUUGAUUCAAGUAAUUUUUCAGGGACAAUUCCCCCUUUUAUUGGAAACCUAUCACAGCUUACUCAUCUUUCUCUCUCAUAUAACAAUUUCCAUGGUCAGCUUCCAUCUACAAUGGGAAAACUAGCAAAACUCACUUCUCUGAGACUUGACAAUAUCCUUUACUAUUGGGAAGUACCAACUUUCCUAGGAAAUCUUACACACCUAGAAGACUUAAGCCUUUCACAGAACAAUUUUGACUGUGGCUUCCCAAUUUGGCUAACAAAUAUUACUAAACUCCGUUGGAUAGAUUUCUGGGGAAAUCAGUUGAAAGGGGAAAUCCCAUCUGGAAUAAGUAGACUUCCUAAUUUGUCAAGCCUUGACUUGUCUCAAAACUCACUCAUAGAGGCCAUUCCCUCAAUUUUGUUCACAAUCCCUUCAUUGUAUAUACUAAAUCUAGAUCAAAAUCAGCUCAUUGUCCCUCUCAAAUUCCAAAAUAUCUCUUUAUCACCACUAUAUUACCUGGGGUUGAGUGAAAACAAAAUGAAUGAAUUGAUGCUAAGGUCAAUUGUCAAUUUCACUAAGCUACAAGAGCUAUGA